Penicillium expansum is the source of this 2082-nucleotide messenger RNA. RefSeq names its product putative C6 transcription factor. Gene Ontology annotation, cellular component: nucleus. NCBI's taxonomy places the organism in Eukaryota, Fungi, Ascomycota, Eurotiomycetes, Eurotiales, Aspergillaceae. Gene Ontology annotation, molecular function: zinc ion binding; DNA-binding transcription factor activity, RNA polymerase II-specific; DNA binding. Gene Ontology annotation, biological process: DNA-templated transcription. Bases 1 to 2082 code for a protein of 693 amino acids. The record is from RefSeq and is a predicted model, not a curated record. The transcript is spliced from 5 exons.
AUGUCGCCUGCCCCAGUCCAAGUCAAUUCGUCCUCCAAGCUCCCGUCUCCCGGAUUCAAUGCCGGCGCCCGGCCUUACCGCUCCCACAAGGUCCGCGCCUGUGACUUGUGUCGCAAGCGCAAGUCUCGGUGUACAGUUGAUAUCCCUGGUCAAUCCUGUCUUCUAUGUCGCGUACAAGGUGCCGACUGUCACUACCAAGAGGAGGCCAACGCGGAUGCUUCGAUCUUGAGCGCCCCAGACUCAAAAUCAUGGCCGGGGGCUCCAACGAUUGAGGCCGUGCCGGGGCAGAAGCGUAAGCGCAGUCCCGAUGGACUCGCCCACAUGGGCCAGAGUAUCCCGCCCCGGCAGCCGAUGAAUGGUCCCAGCCCCCAUGGAACGACUUCGUCGGGUGGCCGUCGAGGAAGUGAUCCGCGGCGGAAAGAUAUGGACGACCCCCAGAAUGAGUCAGUUCUCAUUGUUGGGCCUAUGGUCGCUGAAGAUGCUCAAGUCAUUGAAAAGCACAUGCCCCCAGAGCGGUUGAGUCAAUCGGAAGAGCCCAAUAGUCACCCGUACAACAUCUACUCCAGUGACCCGCGGAAACCAGUCCUUUACACCACAAUCUCUCGGCGAAGGAAAGGUAUGCGGAAAGGAACGCCUCCUGGUGAGAACCAGAAGGAGGUCCUCGAACAAAUACUCGGGCCGUUCAAACAUGACCUAGUGAGACUGUUCAUCGAUCGUUUUAACGUUUCUUUUCCGAUAUUUGACGGGGAAUCGUUCUGGGAAUCAUACAUUGCCGAGGACCUGCACGACCCACCAGCCGCACUAGUGUGUCAAGUCUAUUCCAUGUCCCUCGUAUAUUGGAAGCACACACAUAAGCUUGCGUGUCAUCCGAAGCCCGAUGUUCGAUAUGCGAUCAACAUGACCGUCGCCGCGUUGCAUGAGGAAUUCUCAGCCCCUGGGUUGGACACAAUCAGCGCCGCGCUUAUCGAUUUGACUGGACGACCCAUUUUCUCCAUGACUGGCAACGCCGUCAGCUGUGGCCGCAUGUUAUCUUUGGCAAAUUGUCUUGGUCUGAACCGUGAUCCUAGCAAUUGGAAGCUCUCACAAGCAGAGAAGAACCAGCGGAUUCGUCUGUGGUGGGGAGUUGUGAUUCACGAUCGUUGGGGAAGUUUUGGUCAUGGUGUCCCACCUCAGAUUUCGAAAAAUCAAUAUGACGUGCCUCUACCCACAGUGGACGUAUUAGUCCCAUCAAACCUUCGCACUACAGAACGUGUGAGAGCAGCACACUGCCACAUCUACCUAUGCCGAUUGACAGAGACUUUGGGCGAGCUCUUACCACUGGUAUACGGGUUGCAACACAAGCCCGCACGCGAGACUUCCAAGAAACUCAGACAGAUACGAACAGAUCUAGAUAUAUGGGAAGACUCCUUACCAGACUGGUUGAGAGGACCCACAAUCCACUCCGGAGAACGAAUCUACGGAGCAAGCAGCUUGCAGCUGGCUUUCUUAGCUGUCAAAAUGCUUGUCAGCCGAGUUGAACUAAAUGAAGUCAACAACUCCGAAACUGAAAACACCGAAGCACGUCGCUAUUUCCAAACGGAAUGCAGAAGGUCAGCAGAAGAGAUUGUUGCAUUCAUGACGUCUUUGCGGAAGGAUAAUUUCACAGAGUUCUGGCUACCCUAUAGCGCCUUUCAUCUGACGUCAACGGCAACAUUGCUCGUUCGUUGCGCAUUCGAGACCACUGACAGCGACGUUGCACGAUCCUGCCUUUCCAACGUUGAAACCCUGCGCUCGGUCUUGCGUCGUGUGCGGGAAGAAGAAGACUGGGAUGUAGCAGACAUGUGUCUGGACCACUGCGAACGCAUCAUGCACCGCCUGCCCGGAACCGGUGCCACAAUGGACCAGGCAUUCACAACAACCACAAUGGCAGACAGUGGGCUGGUCAACCCGGCCGCGAUAUCACUGCCCGAGACUCAAACAAAUAACGACAUCGUCGACGAUAUGAUGUCAAUAUCUAAUACUUUCGGAACGAUGGACGGUUUCCCCUUUGACAUGACAGGAAUAUGGGAUGUGUCCGUCUUCCAAGAUGUGAACCUGACAUGA